Messenger RNA from Petromyzon marinus (sea lamprey), 2231 nucleotides. Its product is annotated as beta-microseminoprotein-like. NCBI's taxonomy places the organism in Eukaryota, Metazoa, Chordata, Hyperoartia, Petromyzontiformes, Petromyzontidae. The record is from RefSeq and is a predicted model, not a curated record.
UGAAACUGAUCCGUGACCUCACCUGUAGGAUAUAAAUAGGAUCCCGGAUCCACACUCGGUCACUUCUUUCUGCAGAUCCAACGAAACCUUUCGCAACAUGAGGACUUUGUCAACACUCCUGCUGCUCCUGCUGGGAGCAGCCGUGGUACUCUGCAUAGACAAAGACAACUGCCAUAACUACGGGCCAACCAUAUCCAUCAAGUCACCCAUAUCAGGCCUGGCUACCGUUGGCUGCUUUCACGAGGGCCGAUUCCGCAAAUUGGGGCUCAAAUGGUCGAGCUCCCAGUGCGAAAGUUGCGACUGCACGUCCGACGGCAUCCAAUGCUGCUUGUCCAUAAGCAAGCCGGUGAUGUUCCCGGAUGACUGCAGGCUGGAUUUGGACGUGGACCAGUGCAAAUACAACCUGGUGAAGAAGAACAACCCGAGCGAGAAGUGUUUCGUCCAGCACAUGUCUCUCUCGUAGUCAGCCCCAGAGUUGGUGCCACCACGGGUUCGCUCACGACCCCAGCCACAACGUGGCACAGUGACACAUGCUCAGCUAAUCAUUGACACCCCGCCGCCGCCGCUUGCGCUCCCCCCACCCAAUCCACUCGGCAGAGAUGGGCAAAAUACAUUGACAUCACAAAUCACAAAUUACCAACGUAAAGCCACGUUGAUACAAAAGACCGAUCAACGGCACGAAUGCUCAAUUGUGUCAAGCGGGUGUCAUGUAGAAUGUAGAUGCUAUUGAUAUGACUGCCCAUCUCCUGCCAGGCGUAGGUGGUGGUUGCAAUCAACCCCCACACUUCUCUUUACCGCACGAUGCUUCGCAUAGCUUCGGACAGGUUCCGUUGUAGCGGUAGGUUACGCUACCGAGUUCAGCUGCUGCUGCUGUGCUUGAAAGUAUGCGCUCUGAUGUGGAUUCAGGUUUAAAUUUUGUUGUAAAGUUCAGCCUUGCAAUUGCUGGCUGGCAAAGUGGGGCCUUCCUCCCACUUGAGGGAGCUCUAGUAUUAUUCAGAAAUGUUCUCAUUGUACUCUGCUCAUUUAAUAACGUUGACUCCAGAUGGCGAAAGUUGUUUCUUGUUGUUGUUUGGCCCUGGUCUGCAUGCCGCCCUUUUGACGCCUCUGAUGAGGGAGGAGGGAUGGGUUAAGCCUGGCUCGGUACUUAGUUCGUGGCGGUCUUGCCACGUUUUGUAGGCGUACCGUGCUGCGAACUUGUGAUCAGGACAUGGAAGUGGAGUGUCACCUAUCUCCUCGGCGUGCAGGGAUGUUCUCCCGGGUCCUCCGAUUUCCCUCCCACGUGAAGCCAAACGCUCAAUAAAUGAAUUGGCCAAACACCCUGAUGUAGCAAUGCAAUAAUAAAAGACUGAGAGAUUGUGUGGAAUUUUUGUGGAUUAACCAUUCGAAUGUUGAUGAAUAUAGUGUAUCAUCCGAUGUGGAGAAUUUUCAAUCGUAUCAACGUUGAAAUCUGUAAUUUCUGGAUGUUUUGUCUUGUUUAGAGAAAACGAUUGUUUUACAUCAUUAAAUUGCAAUGCUAAGUUGUGUGAUUCCAUGAUUUACUUAAACGUUAUAUAUAAACAUCGCCCAACGAGAUGGAUGUAAUAAUAGGGCCCAUUGGGUAAGGCAAUGGCCAGUUUUGCCCCAAGAUUCAUAGGUCCACCACUAUAUCAUGGCACACAGCAAAGGCUCUGUGUUUCCAAUCAUCAUGAAUUGUGGGUAUCAAUAUUAUACACUCGAACAACGUUACGUAAUUACAUUUUCAAAAGUGUAAAACAAAAAACCUGUUCUAUCAACAUGCUCCAACGACCGGAACGGCAAAAAAAAAUAGUUUAUUGUUGUUUUGUGUUUGUAUAUUGCUUUUGUUUUUGUUCAAACCAACCCCCCUUUUUUUUUUUUACAAAAACGAAGAAAAGUUAUCCGGCCAGACAAUUUUUUUUUCUUGGUGGAAAGUUCAGACGGAAAAUUCCUUACGGCGAGAGGGAGGGAGGGAAGGAGCGGGUCGCAGCGCAUGCGCACAAGCGGCAAGUUUAAAACGUCCCACUCCGUGGCGGACGUCUGCGAGAUGUCUGACCGGGCAGAAUGGUGUCAGAGCCAUGCGUAACAAACGUUAUACGGAGUACACGUGGCAUCUUUGAUAAUACUUGCGACUGCAGGAUAUGCGUUGCGCUUGUUUUUUUUUGCUGAUGAUGAUUUGUCACGAGGUUAUGAUUUGUAAUCAAAAUCAUCCUUCAAUUAAAGUGAAUUUAAGCUUC